Messenger RNA from Neofelis nebulosa (Clouded leopard), 4656 nucleotides. It is a transcript of the gene BPIFC, whose product is annotated as BPI fold containing family C. Gene Ontology annotation, molecular function: lipid binding. The record is from RefSeq and is a predicted model, not a curated record. The transcript has 19 exons. Lineage: Eukaryota; Metazoa; Chordata; Mammalia; Carnivora; Felidae. Bases 2656 to 4197 code for a protein of 513 amino acids.
AAGUCACACAUCACUUCUGUCAUUCUAACCAACCCGUCAGUGUGGGAGGAUCAAUCCAAAGGCAUGAAUACCAAUAGACAGGGAUCAUCGGGACCCACGUGGGAGGCCCACUACCGUUGAGGGUCUGACAGUGAUGAUGAUGAUGAUGAUGAUGAUGAUGAUGAUACCUUGGAGAAUCUUCAGAUCUCAUCUUUGUGUGAUAGCCGGUUGUCCAAACUAUAGUAAGAGUCAAAUGAAGUUUCUUCCACUAGGUGGCAGUACUUGUCCACAUCCUGACCUUCAUUAAAUAAGCACGUCUUGGACACCGACUUUCUGACAGAUACUAUCCCAGGUGCUGGGGUCUCAGAGAACGGAAAAGGCAUGUUCCUACCGGUGCAGAGUUAACAGCUGAGUGAGUCAAUUCUUGUAGUAGAGCAUAAUAAGUGUUUUGUUUAUGAUAGAGAUCAGAACAAUGCUGGGCACAGGGGUACAUAGAGAGGGGUUGUGCCAGUAGGGUUCUUGAUUGGCAAGGAAUAUGAGAUUGAGGAAGGGUGGCAGGACCAGGGUGGCUCAAUGUGGCCAGAGAGAAGGACAGUGUGUACAUCUCAGAUAAAGAAGAGCCUUGAACUGAGCAAAGGAUUUGGGACACAUUCUAGAAUGUUUGGUAAGUCAAUGAAGAGUUUUAAGCAGAGGAUUCUUUAUCAGACGUUGCUUACUUCUGAGCAAUAGAGACUAGCUUUGGCUAAGAAGAAAAGGAACAUGUUUAAAAGGAUUCUGGAUAGCUCAGGGAAUUUGGUGGAGGACUAAAGAAGUGGUUCCUGGAUAAUUCCAGAAAUGGAACUCAACCACGCUGCAGAACUGGCCUGAUGAGGAAACUAUCAUGACUGGGAUUGCUGCUGCUGCCCCACCCGGCCCCGGAGGAAACUGUCACCCUGACAGGAACCACUGUGGAAUGGCUGCCACCCUCAUAUGCCACAUGUUUUUGCAGCCUCCUGCACCAACAAAAUGCCAGGUUUCCAAAAGAACCUGUUUCCUCACUUUGCUCACUUCUAAAUCAAAGGCUCAUAGGGAUGCAUCUGCUUGAGGGAGAUCGAGUCCCAUGUCUGAGUCCUGGCUACAAAGGAGAAUGAGAUUGAGAGUCUGAACUCCUUCCUUGGGAAGGCAAGACUUCAAAUAAUUGGAAUUUCUGCCAAGUGUAGACAGGCCAUUCAAAAGAUGAUAGGAAGCCAUGAGUCUGAAUGGUGUACACCACAAGGGGCAUAGGUCAUAUCUGAAUUGUGAAUCUAUCGCUGGUCAAGUACGGGGGAUAUAUAUUAGAUCAGAGUUCCUCAACCUUGGCACUGUUGACAUUUGGGGCCUCGUAAGUCGUAGUUGUGGAGGACUAUUCUGUGCCUUGUAAGAUGUUCAGCAGCAUCCCUGGUCUGUCCACAAAUGCUACUAGAAACCUCUCUCUCAGUUGUAGAGCAAAAGAUGUCCUCAAACUUUGCCCCAUGUUCCCCAGAAGGCAAAAUUGUCUUGAAUGUAGGGACCAGCUCAGUUAGGAGACUCUUUUGGUAACUGAAAGAAGAAAGCAAUUAGUGGGAUGACAGUAAGAAUGUAGACGAUGGGUGAGCAGGGGUGAUGUUACAGAGAUAGACAUAAUAGAAGUUGGAAAAUGGCUAUAUUUGGAGGCCUUAUUGGUUAGGAUACAGCUUCAGCUACCCUAACAGAGAUCUGAAUAGUAACCUAAGAAAGAUAGAAGUCUGUUUCUCUCUGAGAUACCAUUUUUGGAGAAAACAGUGCAAGGCUAAUAUGGUGGCCAUCUUUAAAGACCAUCUACCACAGUCCACCUCUCGGUACUGCGUAACCCUGGAUAAGUUACUACCUAUAAAAAUGAAAAUAGUAACAAGAAUGUAUCAGACAGCCGUGUUGUAAAGGUUAAGUGAGAGAAUACCUUUGGUUCUGUCUUUUGUUUUAAGCCACUACAUUUGCGACCAUUUGUUAAAACAACGGAAAACUAAUCUACCUGGGAUCCUUGUCUCAAUCCUUUGCCCAGUAGGAUGUAACCACCGGCAUGGCAGAAGUAAUCCAAUCACAGGGAUUUAGCAGGGUCCUGGAAGAGAACCAGAGCAUCUUCAAGGCACUGCCAAGAUUUAAGGUAUUCUAGAGGAUGAUCAUCCAAAACCUCAAAGAUCCAUGACAAUGAUCUCUCAACUAUUUCUCUCCUUGAGAAUUUUUUUUUUCUCUUACAGAUCCCACUUUAAUGUCUGCAAGCAACAGUUACUGCAACUUUCAAAGAGUUCAGAAAUGUGGUGCUGCUGUGAAACUACACUUUGGGAACCACUGGUCUGGACCAUGUGAUCUUGCUGUGGUUGUUUUGGGUUGUCUUAACAGUACGAAGCACUUUGAGGUGAUAGUAUCUGUAGGUGGAGAUUUUGUGAGGUGCUCAAGUCAUGAAGGUGGAACCCUGACGAAUGGGAUUAAUGCCUCAUAAAAGAGGCUCCAGAGAGAUCCCCGCCUCCUUCCACUGCGUGAGGACAUUGGCAGAAGGUGCUGGCUGUGAACCAGGAAGAUGUGAUCGUGCUGGCUCCUUAAUCUUGGACUUCCCAGCCUCCAGAACUCAGCUGAGUUCAAGGCUCAAGUGGAGAACACAUAGCUUCAAAGGCAGAAGGAAUCAAAGGUGCUCCCCAGCGUUGGAUGCUUCCUCCACUUGAGAUGCAUACAAAGACAGUCGGAGUCCUCUGGGGAUGUUUCUUCCUGUGGAAUCUCUACACUUCAUCCGCCCAGACCAUUUACCCUGGCAUCAAGGCUAGGGCUACUCAGCGGGCUCUGGACUAUGGCGUUCAAGCUGGGAUGGAGAUGAUUGAGCAAAUGCUUAAGGAAAAAAACAUCCCAGACCUAAAGGGUUCUGAAUCUCUGGAAUUUCUGAAGGUUGAUUAUGUGAACUACAAUUUUUCAAACAUAAAAAUCAAUGCCUUUUCAUUUCCAAAUACUUCAUUAGCCUUUGUGCCUGGGGUGGGGAUCAAGGCACUGACUAACCACGGCACUGCCAACAUCAGCACCGACUGGGAGAUCAACUCUCCACUCUUCCAAGACACAGGAGGAGCUGAUCUGUUUCUCUCUGGGGUCUACUUCACCGGUAUCAUUGUUCUUGCCCGAAAUGACUUUGGUCACCCAAUCCUGAAGCUCCAAGACUGCUACGCCCAAGUGAACCAUGCCCACGUCUCAUUUUCCGGAGAACUCAGUGUCCUGUACAACUCCUUCGCUGAGCCCAUGGAGAAACCCAUUUUAAAGAACUUAAAUGAAAUGCUGUGUCCCAUUAUCAUGAAUGAGGUGGAAGCCCUGAAUGCCAACCUCAGCACGAUAGAGGUUUUAACCAAGAUAGACAACUAUACUCUCCUGGAUUAUUCCCUAAUCAGUUCUCCAGAAAUUACUGAGAAUUACAUCGACCUGAAUUUGAAGGGCGUAGUCUACCCACUGGAAGACCUCACUGACCCUCCCUUCUUGCCAGUUCCCUUUGUGCUGCCGGAACGCAGUGACUCUAUGUUGUAUGUUGGAAUCUCUGAGUUUUUCUUUAAAUCUGCAUCCUUUGCUUACUUUACAGCUGGAGCCUUCAACGUCACUCUCUCCACGAAAGAGAUUUCCAACCAUUUGGUUCAAAACUCUCAAGGUGUUGGCAACGUGCUCUCCAGGAUCGCAGAGAUCUACAUCUUGUCCCAGCCCUUCUUGGUACGAGUCAUGGCAACGGAGCCUCCCGUGAUCAGUUUACUACCGGGUAAUUUCACCCUGGACAUCCCUGCCUCCAUCAUGAUCCUCACCCAGUCCAAGAACUCAACUGCUGAAGCCAUCGUUUCCAUGGACUUUGUUGCCAGUACCAGUGUUGGCCUGGUUAUUUUGGGACAAAGACUGGUCUGCUCAUUGUCUCUGAACAGAUUCCGCCUCUCUUUACCAGAGUCCAAUCGCAGCAACAUUGAGGUCUUGAGGUUUGAGAAUAUUCUGUCCUCCAUUCUCCACUUUGGUAUCCUCCCACUGGCCAACGCAAAAUUGCAGCAAGGAUUUCCGCUGCCCAACCCACACAAAAUCUCCUUUGUCAAUUCAGAUAUUGAAGUUUUUGAGGGUUUCCUUUUGAUUUCCACCGACCUGAAGUAUGAAACGUCCUUAAAGCAGCAGCCAAGUUUCCAUGGUUGGGAAGGUCUGAACUUCAUAAAUGGACAGUGGAGGGGGAAGCCAGCUGCUUGAUUGCCUGUUGGGAGUCCACUCCAGGAAGUAGAUGGCCCUUAAUCCCACAGCUACUGUAAACCCGGAAGGGGCAGACAGUACACACUGGGUUGUAAGCCCUAGUGAAAUGCUUAAACUGACAGUUUUCUUUCUCAAACCCUCAGGGAAGAGGGAGGCAAACCGGGUUAAAGAGUUAAAUCAGGGUGUGUGUCUCCACAUGUAUGGAGGGGUGGGUGUUUGGAUGUGUGUUCGUGUUUGAAUGCACAUUUGUGUGCUCCUGUGUUAAUAAGGUGCUGCGGCCAAGAGCUAGCCCUGCACUUCUGAGGAGGUGCCUGAGAAACUCUGAUUUGCUUGACAGCUCCCUUGAGCUCUUUCAGCAACCCAGGGUUUCCCACACUUCCCCGCAUAUUGGAUUUUAUGUUUUAUAUUUACUGCUACUGUCCUCUGUUUUUAAUUAAACUUGUUUUCUAUCAAUGUCAA